This is a messenger RNA of Rhododendron vialii, 1995 nucleotides long. RefSeq lists its product as uncharacterized. Gene Ontology annotation, biological process: post-translational protein targeting to membrane, translocation; SRP-dependent cotranslational protein targeting to membrane, translocation. Gene Ontology annotation, cellular component: Sec61 translocon complex; membrane. The transcript has 7 exons. Gene Ontology annotation, molecular function: ribosome binding; transmembrane protein transporter activity; signal sequence receptor activity. The coding region runs from base 403 to 1830 and encodes 475 amino acids. NCBI's taxonomy places the organism in Eukaryota, Viridiplantae, Streptophyta, Magnoliopsida, Ericales, Ericaceae. The record is from RefSeq and is a predicted model, not a curated record.
UGAGUCUACAGACGGCUGUUAACACUUGUUGGGCACUCUAUGUUCAAUUUCGUUAAUGAGGUUUGAGCUGCGAUUGUGCAGUAGAGCAUGCUGCUCUUGAUUCAUUCUUAGGAUUGUCCUAACUUUCAAAUUGGAGCCUGUUGUUGAGACAAGGAGGCUAUAUCUGUUAUUCCAUUUGUGAAAUGGAUUUUUCUGUGCCUUGUAUGUAUUGGAUUCUGUCCCGCUUGCGAUGUAGUGUAGGGGUCCUGUAGUGCACCCCCGGUUGUCGAGAUGGAAUCUGGACCAUUGAUUGCCGAGAUAGAUGGUUCGGAUUGUGCACUAUACCUCUGCAGAGCAUCGCCGCACUACAGUACCCCCUUGUCCAAAUAGAUAGGGUUGGGGUAACUGUUUUUGGUUAAAAGAAUGGGAGGAGGAUUUAGGGUGCUGCAUCUGGUCCGGCCAUUUUUAUCAUUUUUGCCAGAAGUUCAGAGUGCUGACCGGAAGGUUCCUUUCAGAGAGAAGGUCAUAUAUACGGUCAUUUCUCUUUUCAUCUUUCUGGUUUGCAGUCAGCUCCCUCUAUAUGGCAUACACUCUACAACAGGUGCAGACCCUUUCUAUUGGAUGCGUGUUAUUCUUGCUUCAAACCGUGGAACUGUCAUGGAAUUGGGGAUUACGCCUAUUGUGACUUCUGGACUGGUGAUGCAACUCUUGGCUGGGUCAAAGAUCAUUGAAGUGGACAACAGCGUCCGUGAGGAUCGUGCACUCCUAAAUGGUGCACAAAAGUUGCUGGGAAUCCUUAUUGCUGUUGGUGAGGCUGUUGCCUAUGUUCUCUCUGGAAUGUAUGGCAGUGUCGGCCAACUUGGUGUUGGGAAUGCUAUUCUGAUUAUAAUUCAGCUUAUCUUUGCUGGUAUUAUAGUCAUAUGCUUGGAUGAACUUCUCCAGAAGGGAUAUGGUCUUGGCUCUGGGAUUUCCUUAUUUAUUGCAACCAAUAUCUGUGAAAGUAUAAUCUGGAAAGCAUUUAGCCCCACAACUAUUAACAGUGGGCGUGGAGCUGAAUUCGAAGGUGCUAUUAUUGCUUUGUUCCAUCUGCUGAUAACUAGAACAGAUAAAGUCCAUGCUCUGCGGGAGGCUUUCUAUCGGCAAAACCUUCCAAAUGUGACAAACUUGCUGGCUACUGUCUUGAUAUUCCUUGUUGUGAUAUAUUUCCAAGGUUUCCGUGUUGUUUUGCCUGUGAGAUCCAAAAAUGCGCGCGGACAACAGGGCUCUUAUCCGAUUAAGCUAUUUUACACCUCAAACAUGCCCAUCAUUCUCCAGUCUGCACUUGUUUCCAACCUUUAUUUCAUCUCUCAGUUGCUCUACAGGAAGUUCAGUGGAAAUUUCCUUGUAAAUCUCUUGGGCAAGUGGAAGGAAUCGGAAUAUUCUGGGCAGUCUAUCCCAGUUGGUGGUCUUGCUUACUAUGUCACUGCACCAUCAAGCUUGGCAGACAUGGCAGCCAACCCUUUCCACGCUCUCUUCUACAUAGUGUUCAUGCUGUCAGCCUGUGCACUGUUUUCAAAGACUUGGAUUGAGGUUUCCGGAUCUUCUGCUAGAGAUGUGGCCAAGCAGCUUAAGGAGCAACAAAUGGUGAUGCCUGGACAUCGAGAUUCAAAUCUACAAAAGGAACUGAAUCGCUACAUCCCAACUGCAGCUGCCUUUGGGGGAAUGUGCAUCGGUGCCUUGACAGUGCUGGCAGACUUCAUGGGGGCAAUUGGCUCUGGGACAGGUAUUCUGCUUGCGGUUACAAUCAUCUACCAGUAUUUUGAGACAUUUGAGAAGGAGAAAGCCAGUGAGCUAGGUUUCUUUGGCUUUUAAGCCUCUCUUUGUAGUUUCUUGUCGAACAACAGUAUGAUAGCGAACAAUAGUGUGAUAGCCAACCGCAUAUAUCGAUGUAGUUUCACUUGUAAGCGUCUGUGCCAUUUACUUUUUUACUUCUCUAAUUUCGAAAUUUAAAAACAAAGCGUAGAUUUUUUUUGUCCA